Tinamus guttatus (white-throated tinamou) is the source of this 2359-nucleotide messenger RNA. NCBI's taxonomy places the organism in Eukaryota, Metazoa, Chordata, Aves, Tinamiformes, Tinamidae. The record is from RefSeq and is a predicted model, not a curated record.
AUUGAAAGUCCUUCGUAAGCUGACAGUCCAUGGGUUUGUAGAACCUCAUCGGAGUGUAGAGGUGAUGGGUUUUCUACAUGCAGUGUUUGAACGGCUAAAACAGUUUUUGGAGUGUAGUAGAAAUGUAGGAGGAGAAAAUAUAUGCAGAGAUCGUCUAGAAAAGACUAUCAUUCUAUUCACUAAAGUGCUUUUGGACUUCCUGGAUCAACACCCCUUUUCAUUCACCCCUUUGAUUCAGAGGUCCUUGGAGUUUGCUGUGAGCUAUGUUUUUACAGAGGCUGGUGAAGGAGUUGUAUUUGAGCGUUUCAUUGUGCAGUGCAUGAACCUCAUUAAGAUGAUUGUAAAAAAUUAUGCUUACAAGCCAUCCAAAAAUAUCGAAGAUAGUAGUCCUGAAACUCUUGAAGCACAUAAGAUAAAGACAGCAUUCUUUACAUAUCCAACAUUAAUGGAAAUAUGCAGAAGAUUAGUCACUCAUUAUUUCCUGCUGCCAGAGGAAGAAUUGACUAUGUGGGAAGAGGACCCAGAAGGCUUCACUGUGGAAGAGACAGGAGGAGAUUCUUGGAAGUACAGUCUCCGGCCAUGCACAGAAGUUCUUUUUAUUGACAUCUUCCAUGAAUAUAACCAGACUCUUACUCCUGUGCUUUUAGAAAUGGUUCACAGUCUACAAGGAACAACCAACAUGGAAGAUACCAGUGCUAUACUGAUUAAAGAUGCUGUGUAUAAUGCUAUUGGACUUGCAGCUUAUGAAUUGUUUGAUAGUGUGGAUUUUGAUCAGUGGUUUAAAAAUCAGCUACUAGCAGAACUACAAGUUUUUCAUAGCAGGUAUAAGCCAAUACGCCGACGAGUAAUUUGGCUGAUUGGACAAUGGAUUUCUGUAAAAUUUAAAUCAGAUUUGAGGCCUAUGUUAUAUGAGGCGAUUCGUAACUUGCUUCACGACCAAGACUUAGUGGUCCGUAUAGAGGCAGCUACAACACUGAAGUUAACUGUAGAUGACUUCAAAUUCAGAACUGACCAGUUCUUACCAUAUCUGGAAUCCAUGUUUACACUGCUCUUUCAGCUGCUUCAGGAAGUUACAGAAUGUGACACCAAAAUGCAUGUUCUUCAUGUUCUGUCUUGUGUGAUUGAAAGAGUCAAUAUGCAGAUACGACCAUAUGUAGGAUGUUUGGUUCAAUAUUUACCCCUGCUUUGGAAACAGAGUGAGGAGCACAAUAUGCUACGAUGUGCCAUUCUAACCAGCCUAAUCCACCUUGUUCAGGGACUGGGAGCGGACAGCAAAAAUCUCUAUCCUUUUCUACUUCCCGUGAUUCAGCUAAGUACAGAUGUUUCCCAGCCUCCACAUGUCUAUCUUCUGGAAGAUGGUUUAGAAUUGUGGUUAGUAACAUUGGAGAAUAGUCCCUGUCUUACACCGGAGCUCCUGAGAAUAUUUCAGAACAUGUCUGCCCUUCUUGAGCUGAGUUCGGAAAACCUCAAAAAUUGCUUUAAGAUCAUCAAUGGUUAUAUUUUCUUAUCUUCAUCUGAAUUUUUACAGAUGUAUGCUACCGACUUGUGCCGGUCAUUUUGUGAACUCUUAAAGGAUAUAACUAUCGAAGGUCAAGUUCAAGUUUUAAAGGUUGUGGAAAAUGUCCUAAAAGUAAACCCUGUUUUGGGGCCUCAAAUGUUUCAACCUCUUCUUCCAUCAGUAUUUAGGGGAAUUAUAGAUGGGGAGAGAUAUCCAAUGGUGAUGUCUACUUAUCUGGGCGUCAUGGGGAGAGUUCUUCUACAAAAUACAAGUGUUUUUUCAUUACUUUUGAGCCAGAUGGCUUGUGAAUUGGGUCAGGAGUUGGACCAACUUCUCGGUAACAUGAUUGAGAUGUGGGUUGACCGGAUGGAUAACAUCACUCAGCCAGAAAGACGAAAACUUUCAGCUUUGGCGUUGCUUUCACUCCUACCAUCGGUGAAUAGUGUUAUUCAAGAUAAAUUUUGUGGUAUCAUCAAUAUUUCGGUGGAAGGGCUGCAUGAUGUUAUGACUGAAGAUCCUGAAACGGGGACAUACAAAGACUGCAUGUUGAUGUCUCAUUUUGAAGAGCCCAAAGUUACUGAAGAUGAGGAACCUCCCACAGAGCAAGAUAAAAGGAAGAAGAUGCUUGCAUUGAAGGACCCUGUGCACACUGUGUCAUUGCACAAAGUCAAUGCUCACAAUUCACAGUUCCAGUUGAGACUCCGCUUGGCUCAGCGUGACACUCGAAUCGCUGGUGUUGGCACUGCAGGACGAGCUGGGAAGCGUGUUCAGCCUGGAUACAUGAAGGGCGCUGCGUGUGAGCAGGGCUGGGUGAGCUCCAGCUUGCAGAGCAGCGUGUCGGGCACGGCGGUGCAGGGAUAA